AUGGCCUCUGUUCAAGAAAAGCAGCAGAUCGCCGAUGAUAAACCCGUCGAUUUCGAUACCGAAAAAGCGGACGCUGUUAUUAAGCUAGAGGACACUGGUCGAUCAAGUGACACUUCCAUAAGGCCAGAAUACGAACCAUUAAGCGACAAAGAGUUCAAACGAUUACGCUGGAAGUUGGAUCUUCGAAUCGUUCCGUUCUGCGGUGUAUUGUAUUUGUGCUCUUUCCUCGAUCGAUCAAAUAUUGGCAACGCAAAGAUUGCCGGCAUCACCGAAGAUUUACACAUAUCCGAAGACCAAUACAACAUCGCAUUGUCGAUUUUCUUUAUUGGCUAUGUCAUUUUUGAAAUUCCCUCCAAUAUUAUGCUCAAAAAAAUCGGUCCAAACUUAUGGAUACCGUUGGUGAUGGUGUCUUUCGCUGGUCUCCUCGCAACACGUUUCUUCCUCGGCGGUGUCAUAUUUUACAUGACGUUAUGGUAUACUCGCAGAGAGAUAGCCACUCGUAUUUCUUUGUUCUUCGGAUGCUCUACCCUUGCUGGUGCUUUCGGCGGUGUUCUCGCUUAUGGCAUCAUGCAGAUGGAUGGCAUGCGAGGUUUGCAUGGAUGGCAGUGGAUCUUUAUUAUUGAAGCCAUCCCUACUCUUUUCUUGGCGUGUAUCACCUACUUUGUCCUCCCAAAUUUACCCGAAAAUUCAAAAGCACUCAACGAACGCGAGCGCGCACACAUCGUCAACCGUCUUCUUAAGGAUGCUGGCCCAGCUACUGAGACGCAUUUCUCGAUGAAGCAGCUUCGCAUGGCAUUUACCGACUGGAAAAUUUACAUGCAUUCUUUCAUCUAUAUCGUCGGAUCCAUUCCUUUGUAUAGUAUGAGUCUGUUUUUACCAAGCAUUAUUCGAGGCAUGGGUUUCGAGACUCUAGAGGCUCAAGCAAUGUCUGCCCCGCCUUAUGCCAUAGCUUGUGUUGUCACAAUUCUUGUUGCCAUGGAUGCGGAUCGUCAAGGCGAGCGUGCUUAUCAUCUUGCUAUUCCCUCCUUCUUUGGUAUGAUCGGUUACAUCUUGCUUAUUGCUUGCAGAGACCAAGGUCCCGUAGCACUCUACAUUGCCGCCUGUAUUACAGUGACGGGUGUAUUCGCUCAUGCUCCUCCAAUGCUUUCAUGGUUUACCGGCAACAUCGGUGGUCACACCAAACGUGCUGUCGGUAGUGCUAUUGUCAUUUCCAUCGGUAACGCCGGUGGUGUAGUUGGUGGUCAAGUAUACCGUGCCAAUGAUGCACCCCACUAUGUUACUGCCCAUUCUGUCUGUGCCGUCUUGUUGUUUAUCCAAGUAUGUACAACCAUUGGUUACAAGUUUGCACUUAAGCGCAUCAACAAUAAGCGUGACAACAUGACCCCUGAAGAGCGCCGUAUUGCUUGUGAAGGCGAAGAACUUUGUGAUGCUCACCCUGACUUCCGAUACAUUACUUAAACCUAAUCUACCAUCAAAGAAAUUCUCCCAUAAUUUACCAUUCAUUAUCAUAAUGAUCUUGAUUAUAACUCACAGUUACUGUAAAAUAAAUAAAGUAUGCAAAGAUGUAAG
Messenger RNA from Zychaea mexicana, 1569 nucleotides. RefSeq names its product major facilitator superfamily domain-containing protein. Gene Ontology annotation, molecular function: transmembrane transporter activity. The transcript has 10 exons. The coding region runs from base 1 to 1458 and encodes 485 amino acids. Gene Ontology annotation, cellular component: membrane. The record is from RefSeq and is a predicted model, not a curated record. Gene Ontology annotation, biological process: transmembrane transport. Lineage: Eukaryota; Fungi; Mucoromycota; Mucoromycetes; Mucorales; Lichtheimiaceae.